AUGACGGCUGACAGACAGACCCACCCACAGACCCACUCACACCCCCACACACAGACACAGACGCGCAAGUCGGAUCUCUAUAGGGUUCUCGCUUACUCUGGAGGGACAUUACCUCGAAAUCCCAAACAGGGGUCUUUGAUGAAAUGGCGAUCGCUGACGGGAGCUUCUGAGCACGAAAAGAAAGUUAUCUACUUGGAGAAGCAGGACACCGAAACGUUUGGGUUUGAGAUCCAGACGUACGGAUUGCACCAUCGGAAUGAGAACGAGAUGGAAAUGUGUACAUUCGUGUGUCGGGUCCGAGAUAACAGUUCGGCCGAACUGGGGGGUCUCAAACGAGGAGACACACUGACCAGUAUCAACGGGGUCUGCGUCCAGGGAUUCCGACACCGAGACAUUGUGGAACUCAUCAAGUCAUCGGGAAACACCCUGAGCCUCGAGACUGUGUACGGGAGCUCUAUCAGACGGGCAGAGCUGGAGACUCGACUGCUGUACUUAAAGCAAACGCUGCAGGAAAAGUGGGAAGAGUACAGGUCACUGAUGAUUCAGGAGCAGAGACUUGUUCAUGGCAUCGUGUCAAACGACCCCAACAUUUACGACACGUUCGAGUCGGUGCGAGCGAGUGUGUUGGGGCCGGUGGGCGUGCCCGGCGUUGGGGGAGGCGGGGGUCUUGGGGGAGGAGGCAGAGGAGAAGGGGGCAGCAGCAGCAGUGGGGGGAGUUACCUGGGCUCGGUCGAGGACGAGGAACCCAUUUACCAGACGUGUGUGUUUGACUCCGGAGAUUCGGGGAGUGACGGGAGCGGAAGCGGGAAUAGGGUCCUCCCCCACAGGAGACCCCUGACCCGUAGCGCCAGCGCCAAGGUGGGGCACAGCGGGUUCUCGGCCCCGCCUGGCGGUGGGCAGCCGGCCUCCGGGACCCUCCCCCGAAAAUCCCGCAGGAAAAGCUUAAGGAAAAGGCUCCUCAAGUUCAUCCCCGGACUCAACCGGCCCGUGGAGGAGGAGGAGAGUUAUUUAUAAGCCCCGCCCCUGGCACAUUAGCCCCACCCUCAGCGGUGCCCUGACCCCGCCCUUGCUUUGGCUCCGCCCUCAGCCUUGUGUUUGGCCCCGCCUUGGCCCCCCAUCCUUGAGCCUCCAGCCCCAUCCCUAGC
This is a messenger RNA of Callorhinchus milii (elephant shark), 1145 nucleotides long. It is a transcript of the gene tamalin, whose product is annotated as trafficking regulator and scaffold protein tamalin. NCBI's taxonomy places the organism in Eukaryota, Metazoa, Chordata, Chondrichthyes, Chimaeriformes, Callorhinchidae. The coding region runs from base 1 to 1014 and encodes 337 amino acids. The record is from RefSeq and is a predicted model, not a curated record. Gene Ontology annotation, molecular function: protein binding. The transcript has 9 exons.